This is a messenger RNA of Talaromyces proteolyticus, 1800 nucleotides long. RefSeq lists its product as uncharacterized. Lineage: Eukaryota; Fungi; Ascomycota; Eurotiomycetes; Eurotiales; Trichocomaceae. The transcript has a single exon. The record is from RefSeq and is a predicted model, not a curated record. The coding region runs from base 1 to 1800 and encodes 599 amino acids.
AUGGUUUCAACAGCCUACAAUGCAAUUAAUACUCGCAAGUUGAGAUAUACCGGAGAUGCCAUGGCAGCUUUCAAAGCCAAUAAGCUUGACGAUAUCCGCCAUAAAUGCAAGAAUUGCAACAUUGAUAAUGACGACGGGGAUGAAAGAGCUACCAAUUCCAAAUCUAGUAACGAUGCUCACGGUGAUAGAAUUUGGUUUGUGAAAGAGCAUAAACAGCGGCCUCCACUGAAAGUGGACGACGAAGCAAUCAGCCGGCAUACUGGCGGUCACUAUCCACUGACAUCGGACCUAUCUUCCUGGGUUCUCGAAACUAUGCACGGGUAUCAGCCUGAUAAUCAAGUCAUGACAUUCAUAGAGCCAUUCUCAGCUAAAUUUCAUGUCAUGGUUGACAAGGAGAGGAUUUGUAGCUCAGGUCUACAUGAUCUUGAUUUGGUUGAAUUCACAUAUCAAGUCGCGCUUGAAGUCGGAUCCGAAAUUCUAUUGGCAGCAGACGCCACCGAAGAUCCAGUAGAAUUACAGCAAGAAUUUCAUUCUUCACGCGCCGGUGCUGACGAUCAUUUUUCAUCUUGGGGUCGAUUGCUGACUGGGCUGGAAUGUGAUCCCCCAAUCAUUGCCAUGUUUCCUGUAUAUUUGAUGAUGUGUCAGGCGUUUACCUUUGAGCGUGAUCCGGCUCAGGCAGACUACGUCUACUCUGCAUUGACUGGAAUUGACUGGGCAAAAGGAAAAAAUAUUUACAGUGAUCGAAUAGCCGCUUUCGAGAAAUUGGCGCGAUCUUCCGUGUCCAAUUUGGAUGAUAUCGAGAGCGGCCAGGACCGUUCUUUCUGGCGCAUCGCCCAUGCCUAUCUUGCUGCAAUGAAUGGCUGUGAGAAUCUACGUCCAUUGAAGACACCUCGGAACGCCGCUAUCAAUCAUCAGGUUAAUCAUGAGCUGGUCCUUGCCAUGCGCGCCUUGGACACUAUCGGUUCUGCGUACAUGUGCAGCGAUGGGGCUGCAUGGCUGGACGACGCUGGGAUGGAUUCACUGAUUGGGUCUGCUAUACCAAACGAUGUCAUGGAUCUACAUACCGAUAUUCGAACAGGUGAGACCCGGAAUACGAUCCGCCUGUUGUAUCCAGAAGGUCUCUCAAUCAGCCAAGCAAUGAAAGCCAUGUCGACCGUCCUGUCUGGGCAACUGUGCGAGAUCUUCCGUGGACACCAACGAGCUCGAUUCUAUAAUCGCGAAGACGGGCGGAUCGCGGCGACUUCCCCUCCAUAUAGUUUCUGUCGAGCGCGUCAUCGUCGGAUCUUUGAGAUCAUGGAGAUGUAUAUCAACAAAUACGCGGAUGACUUCUGGGACUGGACGUGGGAAAUCUUUCGCAUGGCAAAAGAGCAAGUGACCGAAGCUGGACUUAAGGAGCCUCUCAUUUGCGCACUCCUUCGAUCUGUAAAGCAGGAAGAUUUGCCAACUUCUCCCACCACGAAAUUCUAUGACAUCUACUAUGACAUGAUCGAGGACGGGUCAGAACAAUUGAACAAGAAGCAACCACUGGGGGUCAGCGACGAUCUCGUCCAAGUGACUCGUGAUAUCUACAGUCUGUGGCAUACCAAGCUGCUAGCUGACAAUAAAGAUCCCGGGUGGGGUCAUCGUUUCGAUGUCGAGUCAGACAGACUGUUCGGUGAAGCUGGUUCAAUACUUGCCCAGAAGAGGAACGCGGAUAACAUGUAUAAAUUUGCAAUUGCAUAUGGUCGAUUGAGUAUGGCGUUGCCUUAUAUUGCUUAUCAUACCAUUGAUGCCAUUAUCAUGGCAUUUGGCAUACUUUAA